ACUACCAGUCUUAGCAUCCCUACUGACCCUUGCGCCCCGGGCUGGUACUGUAUCCGAGGGGCGUGGUCAAGCAUGCCAACAGAUUACAGCUUCAACAACAUCACUACCUCCUGCUUCUGUUCAUCCAACGCCACUGGAGGGCAGUGUUCGCCUGGAGAGUUCUGUCCCGAGGGUUCCAUUGAACCUACAAGCUGCACACCUGGCUACUACUGUGAGGGUUCCAGGCCUGGCCGAGCCAACCGGACCUUGCCAGGCUGGCUACUACUGCCCUGGUGGUCAGAAUACUUCUCAGCCGACAGAAUAUACAUGAACCCUGGGUCACUACUGCGAGGUCGGCAGCUCUGACCUUACCUCAUGUGCUUCUGGGUCGUACCAAGAUGACUUCGGAAUGGAUACGUGCAAGACCUGUCCUGCAGGCUUCUACUGUGAUGCGACGCUCCAGAAUGACACCUUCUGCAGCCACAGUGUCCAGAACCCUCAGCCAUGUCCCGAAGGCCACUACUGCCCCUCUGGCACCAAAUACGCCAUGGAGUAUGCUUGUCCCAAUGGAACCUUCAGUGACCAGACCUGUCUCCAGAUUGCGGGCGACUGCACUCCUUGUUCCGGCGGAAUGUAUUGCGCUCGCGAGGGUUUGACCGCGCCGUUCGGCGAAUGCGAGGCAGGGUUUUGCUGCAUUCUGGGCGCAUCGUUGCCUACGCCGAGGGAUGGAGUCACAGGUGAUAUUUGUCCUGUUGGAACAUACUGUCCUGCAGGAUCAAACAAGACGUACGACUGUCCACCAUCAACGUACAACCCUACAGAAGGACGUGAGUCCAUCUCAGAAUGUCUUGGCUGUGACCCAGGUGAAUACUGUCCUUUGUACGGCUUGAACGCCACAGCAGAUGACUGUGAUGCAAGAUUCUACUGUGCUGGCAACGCUACUUCGGCAUCACCUACUGAUGGAGAUACAGGUGAUGAAUGUCCAUUGGGUCACUACUGUCCAGCCGGGUCACCUCAGCCGAUCCAAUGUGAGCCAGGAUUGUAUACAGACACAACACAGAACGAAGCUUGUCUUCAAUGCACUCCUGGACACUACUGUAUUACAGGGUCCAACCCUGAGGACUGUCCGGCUAGUUUCUAUUGUCCUGAGGGAACUGGACAUGUAUGGGAGUCUUGCCCUCUCGGGUCAUUCAGUUCAUCCACUGGUCUGGCUAACGAAACCCAAUGCACUCAGUGCACCGCUGGACAUUAUUGUGACAUGGUCAACGUUACUACAGUAGCAGAUGACUGCGAUGCAGGGUUCUACUGCAGCAGAAGCGGUUCCGACGCCCGGCAGCCCAGUGAGUCAUCCCGCGGUUAUGCAGGAGUGUGCCCAGAGGGCUACUACUGCAUCCAAGGCACCGGGGAACCCGAGCCUUGUCCAGCCUCCACCUUCAACAAUGCUACCGGUAUCGCAAGUUUGGAAGAAUGCCAAGACUGCUUGGAAGGUAUGGAUGCCAUGAAAAAUCACUUGAUGUGUGCCUAUUCAUGUUUGUAGCCAACUUACAAAAUGUAUACUUUUCAAUUUAAAACAUUACAUAAGGCGAGGCGUCAAAAAUAAAAAUAAAAAAAGCUAGAAAACAUGAGCUCAGCCUGGCUGCCGCCGGCGGGAGGACAGUGAUAUGCCGUCAAACUCCGGCCUCUCGCAUGGAAGCCGAGCCUCUUCUUAAUGAGGUCGUCUGGCCGCCGCCGGCCUAAUUGAAACAGCCACCCGCGAUUUAUUACUGACAUUUUUUUCUUCUUGGAAUCUUGACACAACUCAUUUUAUCUCUCUUUGAAAUUCUUCGGUCUUUUCUUAUCACUUUUUAAAAGACAUUUAGAGUUUGGCCACUUUUUAAUGACAAAGAAUUAAGACAUGAGCUGACCAGACAAUUAAUAUUGAUAUUUUCUUAUCUUUCCUCCUAAAUCCAGCACUUGUAUUCUCGACAACAACAUGAUCUAAAAUAGGCUAUACACCCAUUCUACUGACCACAUCCUUAUUCCGACUGGGGUAGGGACUAUUAUAGAGUCACAAAAUUUUAGCAUGUAAACGUGUGUUCAAUUUCUUCCCCCUGACAUUCCUCACUUGGAUAAACAUAUUUCGAUCACGAAUGACAGGUGUUAAUUUAAUGAUAAAAAUGAUGCCUCGACAAGUGACGAUUAUUUUGAAUGCUAGUU
Molecule: messenger RNA, 2175 nt
Organism: Strongylocentrotus purpuratus (purple sea urchin)
Lineage: Eukaryota; Metazoa; Echinodermata; Echinoidea; Camarodonta; Strongylocentrotidae
Product: multiple epidermal growth factor-like domains protein 6
Exons: 7
Coding region: 389-1516 (375 amino acids)
Source: RefSeq, a predicted model, not a curated record